AUGGAUCCUCCGACGGGCGAAGAGUCCGCCCCGACCCGGCGACCUCGAGCGCCUACCAUCACCAUAGACACCACAGCGGUAAAUCCGGACACACAUGCCAACAUGGAUCAGCCAGGCGCACCCAACCAAGCCGAGUCAACACACUCGCAAGCAUCCCCCACGGACGAAAACCACAGCCCAGUAACGACCAUCGACCCAAGCAGCUGGUCCGGUUCCCAGAGGACGGCCCGAGGGUACUCAGGAUCCAGUGGACGGCCUCAACUUCAGCAGACGCCAUCCUUUGAGAGCGAUCGGAGCCGGCCUACGAGUCCGCACAACAUCUCCAGCCCUGUUACCUCGAGAGGCAACGACCAGAACCACAACUUCCUAUCCGUACCGCACAACCCCCGCUCAAGGCAAAACUCGGUCGACUCGGAUGAUGGCUCGAGAUCGGUAGCCAUGUCUCAGGGAGAGACCGUCGUGGGCAGCGCAUCCCAGCCAGGAGACAAGCCCAAGCUUGGCAGGACUACAUCACAAGAUCUGUCCAAUGAUAAGAUUAUGAAUGAUGCGGACGCGCUCAAGCCCGAUAAGGGGAAGGAGGAGGACUUUGUGGCGAACGACAGCCCUUUCGCCUUCAGCGUGGGCCAGCUGAACAAGAUGUUCAACCCAAAGAGCCUAUCGGCUUUUUACAAGAUGGGAGGACUGCGCGGCCUGGAAAAGGGUCUGCAAAGCGAUCGACGUGCUGGACUGAGCUCGGACGAGGUCAAUGUGCGCGGCCGUGUCACCUUUGACGAGGCGACCGGGUCGGCGGAAGACAAGGAGGUCUCAUUAGGGAUCGACAAUGUCCCUUCGCCAACUACGCCCACUGCUGCAAGGACGCCGACGUCGAAACCGGGAGGCGAGCGGUUCGUCGACAGGAAACGAGUGUACAAGGACAAUCGCCUGCCGGAGAAGAAAGCAAAGUCGCUCCUGCAACUGGUCUGGAUUACGUUCAACGACAAGAUCCUGAUCCUGCUUUCCAUCGCUGCCGCCGUAUCUCUAGCCGUUGGCCUGUACCAGACCUUUGGUGGAGAGCACAAGCCAGGCGAGCCCAAGGUCGAGUGGAUCGAGGGUGUCGCCAUCAUCGUGGCCAUCACUAUUGUUGUGAUCGUGGGCUCUUUGAACGAUUGGCAGAAGGAACGGCAGUUUGCAAAGCUCAACAAGAAGAAGACGGACCGGCUCGUCAAGGUAAUCCGCUCCGGCAAGACCCAAGAGAUCUCGGUGUACGAUAUCCUCGUUGGCGACGUACUGCAUUUGGAAACCGGAGACCUGAUCCCUGUCGAUGGAGUGCUCAUUGAGGGCCACAACAUCAAAUGCGACGAGUCUCAGACCACCGGAGAGUCCGACCUGAUUAAGAAGAGGGCCUCGGACGAAGUCUAUGCGGCCAUCGAGAACCACGACAGCCUCAAGAAGAUGGAUCCGUUCAUCCAGUCCGGUGCCAGGGUGAUGGAGGGCCUGGGUACUUUCUUGGUCACAUCCACUGGGGUCAACUCGAGUUACGGCAGGACCUUGAUGUCCCUGCACGAUGAUCCCGAGAUCACUCCCUUGCAGAUGAAACUCAACGUCAUUGCCGAUUACAUUGCCAAGCUCGGAGGAGCUUCCGCCCUCCUUCUCUUCGUUGUCCUCUUCAUUGAAUUCUGCGCGCGACUGCCGAAGCUACCGCCAGAUGUCACACCCGCCCAAAAGGGACAGGACUUCCUCACCAUCUUCAUCGUCGUCAUCACCAUCAUCGUUGUCGCUGUUCCGGAGGGUCUUCCUCUAGCAGUCACUCUAGCGCUUAGCUACGCUACCAAGAAGAUGGUCAAGGAAAACAACCUGGUCCGACAGCUCAAGGCCUGCGAGGUCAUGGGCAACGCCACCACCAUCUGCUCGGACAAGACAGGUACAUUGACUCAGAACAAGAUGUUGGUUGUCGCUGGGACCAUUGGCACGGCACAUCGAUUUGGCGGCAUUCAGCCCGCGGACGAGGAACAGACCCCAGCAUCUCCUGAGGAUCACAGGGAUCUGAGCGCCAAUGAGUUCACUUCAAUCCUCGGUGCAGACGUGCGAGACCUGCUGUUGAAGUCGAUCGCACUGAACUCGACUGCUUUUGAAGGCGAUGUCGAUGGCCGGAUGACUUUCAUUGGUUCCAAGACCGAGUCUGCGCUUCUCAUCUUCGCCAAGGAGCAUCUGGCUAUGGGUCCCGUUGCCGAAGAACGUUCCAACGCCAAGAUCCUGCAGCUGAUCCCCUUCGACUCGGGCCGCAAAUGCAUGGGUGUCGUCGUCGCCCUCCCCGACGGCAAGGCAAGACUCUAUGUGAAGGGUGCCUCGGAAAUCAUGGUCGAGUACUGCACGCAGAUCUUGCGUGAUCCGUCCAAGGAUAUCAGCGCUUGCCAGAUGACGGAGGAGAACAAGGAGACAAUCGCCCAUCUCAUCGAGCAAUAUGCUUCCUCUUCGCUCAGGACUAUCGGCAUCAUCUACCGCGACUUUGAACAGUGGCCUCCCCGCCGCCUCCGCCGCGCCGACCGCGAUUCAGACGAGGUUCCCUUCGAGCAGAUCUGUAAGGACAUGAUCUUCAUCGGUAUGGUCGGCAUCAAGGAUCCUCUGCGCGAGGGUGUUCGCGAAGCUGUCAAGGACUGUCAGAGGGCCGGCGUUGUUGUGCGCAUGGUCACUGGUGACAAUAGGCUUACUGCGAAGGCGAUUGCCGAAGACUGUGGUAUCCUGCAGCCCGACAGUAUCGUCAUGGACGGCCCCGAGUUCCGCAACCUGACCAAGUCCCAGCAAGAAGAGAUCAUCCCGCGCCUCCACGUCCUGGCGCGCUCCAGCCCCGAAGACAAGCGUAUCCUUGUCAAGCGGCUCAAGGAGAAGGGAGAAACCGUGGCUGUCACUGGCGAUGGUACCAACGAUGCACCGGCUCUGAAGAUGGCUGACGUUGGCUUCUCCAUGGGUAUCACCGGUACUGAGGUCGCCAAGGAGGCAUCUGCUAUCAUCUUGAUGGACGACAACUUCAACUCGAUCGUCAACGCUCUGAAGUGGGGUCGUGCGGUCAACGACGCCGUGAAGCGAUUCUUGCAGUUCCAGCUUACUGUCAACGUCACCGCUGUCGUCCUGACAUUCGUCUCGGCUGUCUCGAGCCACGAUGAAACUAGUGUGCUUACCGCAGUCCAGUUGCUCUGGGUCAACCUGAUCAUGGACACUCUGGCUGCUCUCGCUCUUGCAACCGACCCUCCCCACCCUUCGGUCCUCGACAAGAAACCGGAACGCAAAGGUUCAGGUAUCAUCUCGACGACCAUGUGGAAGAUGAUCAUUGGACAGGCUAUCUACCAGCUCGCCAUCACCUUCCUGCUGUACUUUGGCAAGCAGAACGUCCUCCCGGAUUACGAUGACAAUGUUACGGAUGCUCAAGUUCAGGCACUGGUUUUCAACACCUUUGUGUGGAUGCAGAUCUUCAACCAGUGGAACAACCGCCGUCUUGACAACCGCUUCAACAUCUUCGAGGGUCUGAGCAAGAACAUGUUCUUCCCUGUCAUCAGCAUAAUCAUGUGUGGUGGCCAGGCUCUGAUCAUUCAGUUUGGCGAUGUUGCCUUCAACAUCCCCAAGGAGAAGCAGACCGGUGCCCAGUGGGCUUAUGCCAUUGUCCUCGGCUUCAUCUCCAUCCCCAUCGGAAUGGUCAUCCGCAUGGUCCCCGACCCGCUUGUCGAGCGCCUCAUCCCCGACUAUCUCAAGCGUAGAGCCCACACCAAGAUCCCCGGUGUCACCGUGUCUGAUGACGACGAGCGCUUUGCCUACUACCCUCCCGCCCUGGACGACGUGCGCGACGAGCUCGCCUGGCUCAAGCGGUACAAGGGCGGCCGCCUGAACAACCUCAAGUUUGCCAUGAAGCACCCCAAGGACUUCAUGUCCAAGUCGCGAAGCCCGACUAACUCCCGGUCUCCCUCGCGCGACCAUUCGAGGUCCAACUCGGUGCACGCGCCUCAGACCCCGACGCGCGAGGACAGCCUGGGCUCCGUCAUGAUCCCCACCCCGGACUCGCGCAAGCGCUCCCGGUCCAUGCGCUCGCGGUCCAACUCGGCCCUCGGCGCGCCGACGGUCAUGGCCGGCAUCAUUGCCGGCUCCGUCGCCGCCGGCUGGUCGCCCAUCGACCGCGUCAGCGGCGAGCGCGACUUCGGCAGCCAGAUCUCGCGGACGCCGUCGCCGCUCGUCACGAGGGACGACGACCAGGGGCAGCAGUCGUCCAACGUCCUCGGCGAGGGGUCCUUCACCGAGGAGCCGCAGGAGAUCCCCAGCGCCGCCAAGGACUCGUCCGACGUGCCGCGCCUGUCGGUGCCGCAGCCGCCGCACCACCACCACAACAGGUCGCCGCCCCCGUCCUAG
Molecule: messenger RNA, 4371 nt
Organism: Thyridium curvatum
Lineage: Eukaryota; Fungi; Ascomycota; Sordariomycetes; Thyridiales; Thyridiaceae
Exons: 3
Coding region: 1-4371 (1456 amino acids)
Biological process (GO): calcium ion transmembrane transport; intracellular calcium ion homeostasis
Cellular component (GO): intracellular membrane-bounded organelle; membrane
Molecular function (GO): P-type calcium transporter activity; ATP binding; ATP hydrolysis activity
Source: RefSeq, a predicted model, not a curated record